AUGACAGAUGCCACUGCUGAUUCGUCGUCUAUAUUUACCCGCAAACCUCGUAAAGGUUAUCCUGCUCAGAAAUCCACAGAGAAUGAAAAAAGGACCAAGGGUCGAGGUGAAAUUUACUACUUGCCACUAUACAAAGCUGCGUUGCAAGGUAAGUGGGAAGAUGCAGAGAAAAUAAUUAAAGAUGAUAAGAAUGCAAUGGUUGCCGAGGUUAGCAGCGCGAAGGAAACCGCUCUCCACAUUGCAGCGAGCACAGGUCGUCGCUCCAUAAAAUUUGUAGAGAGGCUUGUGGAUUCAAUGGACAAAGAUUUAUUGGGACAACCAGAUAAAGAUGGGGACACACCACUUCACUAUGCUGCUUUAGUUGGUAACACAGAGGCUGCGACGAUCUUGGUGGAAAAAAACCCAGCAUUGCUGCAUAAAACAAACAAUAAUGGUCUUACGCCACUGCAUGCAGCUGUUAUGAGUGGCCAAGAGAAAAUUGUAUGCGAUAUCUUAAAAAUGACUAGUGUUGAGGAUCCAUGUUUCACUGGACAGGCUGGUGUCAAACUUCUCAAUCUUUUGAUCACUGCUGAUUUCUACGAAAUUGCUUUUCAACUGCUAAAGCGAAAUCCUUCCUUAGCACUUAAAACGGACAAAGAAGGACUAACUGCCCUCCGGAAAUUGGCUCUAAAGCCUGGCGCGUUCAAAAGUCGAAGUCAGAAAGGAAAUUGCUGGAGCUUGUUCAAUCAUUGUUGCUCUCACAACUCUGCUUGUAGAAGCAGUUACCCUCAAGGUGGUGAUGUGGAAAAUGCAAUUGGUAGUUCAGAAAAAGGCCUUACAAGUCCAACCAUAGUGAAAAAAAUGUCCAAGCAUACACAAGCGCUUAAGCUACUUCGGCUCUUGAUUGAUGAAACUUUAAAAGUGGAUAACGCAUCAAAAGUUAGGAGGCUAUUAUUACCUCCAGUGCGGCUUGCUGCUCGAUGGGGGAUUCAUGAGUUUGUUGCAGAGGUUAUCAAAGCCUACCCUCAAUCACUUUGGUUAUUAGAUGAAAAUGGAAUGAGUUAUUUUCAUUUGGCAGUAAAAUAUCGCCAUGAAAACAUUUUCGGUCUCCUUUGCCAUCAAAUGAGUUCUCGGAAGCAUUUUAUAACCACAUCACUAGACGGAUUUGGCAAUAACUUGCUGCAUUUGGCAGGGGAAUUGCAGCCAUCAGAUAAGGUUUCCGGUGCUGCGCUGCAAAUGCAACGAGAGUUGCAAUGGUUCCAGGAAGUUGAAAAGGUUGUCCAACCCUCAUACAAAGAAAUGAAAAACAGAAAAGGUAAAACUCCAAGAAUGGUGUUUACUGAGGAGCACAAGGACUUACUCAAACAAGGUGAGAAAUGGAUGAAGGGCACAGCUUCAUCGUGCACAGUUGUGGCAGCACUCGUUGUCACAGUUGCAUUUGCUGCAGCUUUCACUGUGCCAGGAGGCAAUACUAGCGAUCAAGGGAUCCCAAUUUAUUUAAAUGAAGCAGCUUUCCUCAUUUUUGCAAUAUCAAAUGCAUUUGCUCUUUUCUCUUCAUCCACCUCAUUAUUGAUGUUUCUGGGCAUACUUACAUCACGCUACUCAGAAUAUGAUUUUCUCAAAGCCUUACCAAUGAGGAUGAGCAUCGGUCUUAUCUCAUUAUUCUUUUCCAUAGUGUCCAUGCUCGUUGCUUUUGGCUCAUCCCUUCAAAUAGUUCUAUCUCAUCGUGUUAAUUGGAUUUGGGUUCCAAUUAGCUUACUAGCUUGCGUGCCAGUCACCUUGUUUGCAAUUUUGCAGUUCCCUCUUUUAGUUGAAAUAGUCUCAUCCACAUUUGGACCUGGCAUUUUCCGCAAACGAAAUGAUGAAAUAAUCAUGUAAUCGUGGAGGUGGAGAAAUGACUUCUGAAGAUAUCUCCUCCUCUGUUUACCUGCCUUUAUUUCUCUUGUUUUUUUUUAUAAUAUUUCUUUGUCUUU
This is a messenger RNA of Hevea brasiliensis (rubber tree), 1952 nucleotides long. RefSeq names its product ankyrin repeat-containing protein At5g02620-like. Gene Ontology annotation, molecular function: protein binding. The transcript has 5 exons. Bases 1 to 1857 code for a protein of 618 amino acids. The record is from RefSeq and is a predicted model, not a curated record. Lineage: Eukaryota; Viridiplantae; Streptophyta; Magnoliopsida; Malpighiales; Euphorbiaceae.